Messenger RNA from Syngnathus acus (greater pipefish), 4930 nucleotides. It is a transcript of the gene abcb4, whose product is annotated as ATP-binding cassette, sub-family B (MDR/TAP), member 4. The record is from RefSeq and is a predicted model, not a curated record. Gene Ontology annotation, biological process: transmembrane transport. Gene Ontology annotation, cellular component: membrane. The coding region runs from base 167 to 4012 and encodes 1281 amino acids. Gene Ontology annotation, molecular function: ATP binding; ABC-type transporter activity; ATP hydrolysis activity. Lineage: Eukaryota; Metazoa; Chordata; Actinopteri; Syngnathiformes; Syngnathidae. The transcript has 29 exons.
AGAAGUGAAAUCACAUGAUCAAUGUGGUUAUUUCUGUGCACGCCCAGUAUAGGUCACAUCACUUCACAAGCGUGUGGGGGGAGGACAACAGCGCAGGAGUAUCCGCGUGUGAUCACCAAGCCUGUCAAACAUCGGAGGCCCGUGCGGAAGGACAACGGAACCAGACAUGGCUGAAACAGAUAAGCUGGAGAGGAACGUUAAAGAUAUUUAUUUAAGUGAUCACAAAGAUGAAGCCGGUAAAACGAAGAAAGAAAAAAAAGAAAAGUUACCCAUGGUUGGUGCCAUGGAACUGUUCCGGUUUGCAGAUACCAAAGACCUCGCGCUGUUGUUUUUCGGGACCCUGAUGUCGAUGGUCCACGGGGUUGUCUUGCCUCUCAUGUUGGUUGUGUUUGGAGAUAUGACGGACAGCCUUAUAUCCGAUGCUACAAUUAAUUACGUGAACGACAGCUACCGCAAUGUGACUUUUCUAAACAGCACCUUACAGGAAGAGAUGACCGGCUUUGCCAUCUACUACUCCAUCCUAGGGGCCAUUGUACUGGUGGCCGCCUACAUGCAGGUUGCGUUCUUUACCUUGUCGGCUGGACGACAAACCAAACGCAUCCGCAAGUAUUUUUUCCACAGUAUCAUGCGACAGGACAUCGGCUGGUUUGAUGUCAACGAGACGGGAGAGCUCAACACUCGCCUUACAGACGAUGUCUAUAAGAUCCAAGAGGGUAUCGGAGACAAGGUGGCCAUGUUGAUCCAAUCGUGUUCCACCUUCAUCACAUCUGUCGUCAUCGGUUUCAGCAAAGGAUGGAAGCUGACUCUCGUCAUACUGGCCGUCAGCCCCUUGUUAGGCAUCAUGGCGGCAAUUUUCAGUAAGAUGCUAGCAUCGUUCACAUCUAGAGAACAGAGUGCCUAUGCCAAAGCGGGCGCUGUGGCAGAAGAGGUGCUUUCUUCCAUCAGGACUGUUUUUGCCUUCAGUGGGCAACGCAGAGAGAUUGAGAGGUAUCAUAAAAAUUUGGAGGAUGCCAAGAACGUGGGAAUCAAAAAGGCAAUAAGUUCAAACAUUGCUAUGGGCGUCACCUUCUUAUUGAUCUACCUGUCUUACGCUUUGGCCUUCUGGUACGGAAGCACCCUCAUUUUGAGUGGAGAGUACACCAUCGGCGUUGUACUUACAGUUUUUUUUGCUGUGCUCAUCGGAGCGUUCGCCUUGGGGCAGACGUCGCCGAAUGUUCAGUCCUUUUCCAGCGCCAGAGGAGCCGCACACAAAGUUUACAGCAUUAUUGACAAUGUACCAAAUAUCGACAGCUUUUCAGAGAGCGGCUUCAAACCUGAUUUCAUCAAAGGAAAUAUAACGUUCAAGAAUAUCCACUUUAACUACCCUUCAAGGCCUGAAGUCAAAGUAUUGAACAACAUGUCCUUGAGUGUGACGAGUGGACAGACCAUGGCCUUAGUUGGAAGCAGCGGCUGCGGGAAGAGCACCACCAUCCAGCUCUUACAAAGAUUCUACGAUCCUCAAGAGGGAUCUGUAUAUAUCGACGGCCAUGACAUCCGUUCCCUCAAUAUCCGCUACUUGCGGGAGAUGAUUGGCGUGGUGAGCCAGGAGCCCGUCCUUUUCGCCACCACCAUAGCCGAGAACAUCCGAUACGGCCGAAGCGACGUGACGCAGCAGGAGAUUGAGCGAGCCGCCGAGGAGGCCAACGCUUACGACUUCAUCAUGAACUUUCCCGAUAAGUUUGACACGCUGGUUGGAGACCGAGGGACUCAGAUGAGUGGAGGACAGAAGCAGAGGAUCGCAAUUGCCCGGGCGCUAGUCCGUAACCCCAAAAUCCUUCUGCUGGACGAAGCCACGUCUGCUCUUGAUGCAGAGAGUGAGACGAUGGUGCAGGCUGCUCUUGACAAGGUUGGACUGGGUCGCACCACCUUAAUUGUGGCCCAUCGCCUUUCGACGAUCAGAAACGCCGACGUCAUCGCCGGCUUCAAAAACGGAGCCGUUGUCGAGCUGGGGACUCACAGCCAACUGAUGGAAAAACAUGGCGUCUACCAAACGCUCGUCACUAUGCAGACCUUCCAGAAAGCCAAAGUGGAUGAGCAGUGGAAUAAUGAGCAGAAUGAAAAGAGUCCGAUAACCAAAACAAUCACUGAAUCUUCCCCGAAAAGCAAAAAAGCGCCAAAAGGGUUUUCCUCUUCUGGUUUGGAGGGAAUGAAAGAAGAGAAAGAAACUUUGCUGGAUGCCCAAAACAAGAGCGAGGAGGAUGGAAAUGUUCCCUCGGUGUCGUUAUUCCAAAUUCUUCGUUUCAACCUUCCGGAGUGGCCUUACAUUUUGAUGGGGCUCAUCUUUGCUGCCAUCAAUGGAUUAUUACAUCCCUUGUUUGCCGUCAUCCUCUCAAAGUUCAUCGCUGUGAUGGCUGAGGAAGAUCAAGAGAUCAUAAGAGAAAAAACGGAAUUUCUUUGCCUUAUGUUUGCAACAAUUGGAAUUGUCAUUUUUUUCACCAUGUUUCUUCAGGGUUACUGUUUUGGAAAAUCUGGAGAGAUCCUAACGUUGAAAUUGAGACUUGCAGCUUUUAAGGCUUUGAUGAGGCAGGACCUCGGCUGGUUUGACGACCACAAAAAUAGUGUUGGAACGCUCACAACCAGGCUGGCCUCAGAUGCUGCUCAAGUACAAGGGGUUACGGGAUUACGCCUGGCCACAUUGGUGCAGAACAUUGCCAAUUUAGGCACCGGUGUUAUUCUUGCCUUUGUGUACGGCUGGGAGCUGACCCUGCUCGUAUUGGUGUUGGUGCCAAUCUUGGCAGUGGCCGGAACGGUGGAGAUGGAGCUGCUAGCCGGCCAAGCUGCUAAAGAUAAGAAGGAGCUAGAAAAAGCCGGACAGAUUGUUACAGAAGCCAUCGAGAAUAUUCGGACAGUCGCAUCUCUGACCAGGGAACCCAAGUUUGAGUCUUUGUUUGACACGAACCUGCAAGUUCCAUUUAGAAAUGCCCAGAAAAAGGCGCACGUGCAGGGUUUUGCCUUCUCUUUCUCGCAAGCCAUGAUCUACUUUACUUAUGCCAUAUGUUUCUGGUUUGGAGCUUGGCUUGUUCAGCAAGGACGAAUGGACGUUGAGGGAGUAUUUCUAGUGAUUAUGGCAAUUCUGUACGGUUCUAUGGCUGUCGGAGAAGCCAAUUCCUUCACUCCAAAUUACGCAAAUGCCAAAAUGUCAGCUGCUCACAUCAUGAUGCUUCUGAACAGAAAGCCUGCUAUUGAUAAUCUAUCACAAGAGGGACAGUCGUUGGACCCAUUUGAUGGUAACGUGUACUUUGAGGGUGUUUGGUUUCACUACCCGUCACGCCCCAACGUACCUGUCCUCCGAGGGCUGAAUCUGAAGGUGAGCAAGGGAGAGACACUGGCUCUGGUGGGAAGCAGCGGCUGUGGAAAAAGCACCACCAUCCAGCUCCUGGAGAGGUUCUAUGACCCCAAGCAAGGCAAUGUGAUGUUUGAUUCCAAGAGUGUGAAAGAUCUGAACAUCCACUGGCUGAGGUCUCAGGUCGGCAUCGUGUCCCAGGAGCCCGUGCUGUUUGACUGCAGCUUGGCCGAAAACAUCGCCUACGGAGACAACAGUCGUACGGUUACCAUGGAGGAGAUUAAGGCCGCUGCAGAGAAAGCCAACAUUCACAGCUUCAUAGAAAAAUUGCCAAAAAAAUAUGACACUCAGGCGGGCGAUAAGGGGACCCAACUGUCAGGUGGUCAGAAACAGCGAAUAGCCAUCGCCCGAGCCAUUCUCCGUAACCCCAAACUCUUGCUUCUGGAUGAGGCCACGUCUGCCCUUGACACCGAGAGUGAGAAGGUGGUGCAAGAAGCGUUGGACAAAGCCAGCCAGGGUCGGACGUGUAUCGUCGUCGCCCACCGUCUGUCCACCAUUCAAAACGCGGACCGCAUUGCUGUUUUUCAGGGAGGCGUGGUGGUUGAACAAGGGACACAUCAGCAGUUGCUGGCCAAAAAGGGAGUUUACCACAUGCUGGUUACCACUCAGAUGGGCCAUGGGAGGGAUUGAGUUGACUGAGAUGCUCUUUAUAGUUUUUUUUACAAGUCUUAAAUUUCAAUUGGUAGUGGCUGUUUGAAUGUGCGCUACUGUUUGUGCGUCUACUAAAUGACACUGAACUCACUUUUGCUCAUUACAUAAAUUACCGUGUCCCCCCUCUACUAUCACGUUGUGAAAAAGUUUUCAAUUUUUAUACGAGUCUAGUUUUAGUUGAUGACUAAUUCUAAAAAGUUCUAGCUUUGUUUUAGUUUUUUAACAAAUGCGAAUUUGGUAUUUCAAAUUGAACACAUUUUGGACAAAAUACUACAAUUUUAAGAGAAUCAAAUGGCCUUAACUAUUAACCAUUUGAAUAUCUUAUCAAUAUAUCUUUUUCUGACCAAGACCAAAAAUUGUACACAUAAAAGUAACACAAUAAAUUGAUGCUAGCACAACAAGGCUAACUUUUACCUGAAGAUGGCUAGCGACCUAUUUUCACCUCCUCAUUUUGGUCUCAGGUGCAUAGUAUUUUGCAUAAUAGUUUUUUUCUGUAAAUUAAGAUAACUGGAAUAAACAAACAGAACACUCAAACAUAGAUAGCAUAAUAGACAACUAAAAUAUGAUCAAUUUUGACUGACGUAUGUGACUGAAGUGAAGCGAGGGUAGCGCAUUUGACUGGUGCCUGCCAAGAUUCCAGGUUAAAAUUGCAUAAUGCAAUCUACUAAAAAAAAAAAGUUUUUUUUUGUGUGUCCUUGAAAGUCCUGACAUAUCUAGUCAGACCAGCCACACUGUUGCCAAGAGAUCUACCUCACAUUGCUCUUAAUUUUGUUGCUCAUCUGGAAUGUUGCAAGAAUAAAUCUACAUCUUGCAUUGCAGUAUUUGUAAUUACCUCUGCCAAGUAAUGGCAAUGUAUCAUAAUUAUAAAUGUUGGUACAAAUUUGAAUAAAGUAUUGA